Herpailurus yagouaroundi (jaguarundi) is the source of this 3484-nucleotide messenger RNA. It is a transcript of the gene SRSF2, whose product is annotated as serine and arginine rich splicing factor 2. The record is from RefSeq and is a predicted model, not a curated record. Gene Ontology annotation, molecular function: RNA binding. The transcript is spliced from 3 exons. Lineage: Eukaryota; Metazoa; Chordata; Mammalia; Carnivora; Felidae.
UUUUGUGAGGAGGGCUAUAAACGGGCGCUGGGGCCGACUGCCCGCCCAGUUGUUUCUCUGGUGGAGUCGGCUCCGUGGGUGUCUCGCUCGCGUCGCCCCGUCCGGCCUCUCCCAGCGGCCCCACGCGGGAGCCGACCGCCAGAGGCGCGGCGCGGCGUCGAGCCGGGCUAGUCCGAGGAAACCGCCGUCUCCGCCGCGCGCGCGGGCCCGCCCGGGGCGUUCGUUUGUCGGCGCGCAGUCGCGGCCCCCGGCCGACUCUCCAGGGCCAUGAGUUACGGUCGCCCGCCUCCCGAUGUGGAGGGCAUGACCUCCCUCAAGGUGGACAACCUGACCUACCGCACGUCGCCCGACACCCUGAGGCGCGUGUUCGAGAAGUACGGGCGCGUGGGCGACGUGUACAUCCCGCGGGACCGCUACACCAAGGAGUCCCGCGGCUUCGCCUUCGUCCGCUUCCACGACAAGCGCGACGCCGAGGACGCCAUGGACGCCAUGGACGGGGCCGUGCUGGACGGCCGCGAGCUGCGGGUGCAGAUGGCGCGCUACGGCCGCCCCCCGGACUCGCACCACAGCCGCCGGGGCCCGCCGCCCCGCCGGUACGGGGGCGGCGGCUACGGGCGCCGGAGCCGCAGGUGAGCGGGCCGCCGCCGCAGCCGCUCCCGGAGUCGGAGUCGCUCCCGGUCCCGCAGUCGCUCCCGCUACAGCCGCUCCAAGUCCCGGUCCCGCACCCGCUCGAGGUCGCGGUCCACCUCCAAGUCCAGGUCGGCGCGAAGAUCCAAGUCCAAGUCGUCGUCGGUGUCCAGGUCCCGUUCGCGCUCCCGGUCCCGCUCCCGGUCCCGGAGUCCUCCGCCCGUGUCCAAGAGGGAGUCCAAGUCCAGGUCGCGCUCCAAGAGCCCCCCCAAGUCUCCCGAGGAGGAAGGAGCGGUGUCCUCUUAAGCAAAUGCUGCGGUCUCCUGUUUGAUAAAAGAAUAUUGGCCAGUAUUGCAGAUUUUAACUGAUUUGGCUGAUCCUCCAGGGACCAGUUUCUGUGGGCGUGUAUUGGAGCAGGUUUGUCUUUAAACGUUAAAGAUGCACUAUCCUCUUAGAGAAAACAAAUCAGUUCAACUAUUGUUGUACUGACUGGGACUUCAUAUUCUAACGGAUGUGGCAAACGAAUUGCAAAGCGGAGCAAUGAACUUUUGGAACCCCCAAAAAGUUUACAGGUAUCGCACUGGGUGGGGAAAGGAUAGUGUGUCUUUAACUCUUAAAUUGUUUGGUCCUAUUUUUUAAAAGGAAAGGGCCCUAAGUAGCUCGAGAUAUUUAAAGCCUUUAUUCUCAAUUGCCAAACGUUUCAUUUGAAAGCUAAACAUUUACCGUAAAAUAGACUGUCUGAUUUCAAGUUUUGGUUUGGAUACGGUCCUUUUUUUUUUUUUUUUUUUUUUUAAUUCCCCUCUCUCUCCCUUUUUUUUACCCCCUUCCCCCUCCUUUUUCUUUUUCCCUCCCUUAUCUCUCACCUUGGUUAUUUGGCCAAGAUUGCAUAAACACAAAUUUGUAAAAGCGGAUGGUUAGUCCUUGUGAAAAUUUCCCAAUUGGGCCUUUCUUUAAAAAAAACUGAUAAUGGCUGGGUGGAACCUUUCCGUAACCUACUUGUUUCACCAGAGCCUUAGUCAGUACAUGCCUGAAACUGAAACCAUGUGCACUGCGGGUAACUUCAUAGCGAUGGAAGGUAAACUGAACUUUUUUCUUUUCAAACCUAGAUGUGGCGACGAGCAGCAUAACUAAAGGAAGACUUGGGGGAAAAGGACCACAUACCCAGCCCAUCGAAGAGUCCUUGGAACAAGCAACUGGCUAUUGAAAAGGUUAUUUUGUAACAUUUUGUCUAACUUUUUACUUGUUUUAAAGCUUUGCCUCAGGUGGCAAACUUCAUUUUAUGUGCCAUUUUGUUGCUGUUAUUCAAAUUUCUUGUAAUUUAGUGAGGUGAACGACUUCAGAUUUCAUUAUUGGCUUGGAUAUUUGAGGUAAAUUUUCCUUUUUGUUUAUAUAGUGCUGACUUUUUUUGUUUGAAAUUAAACAGAUUGGUAACCUAAUUUGUGGCCUCCUGACUUUUAAGGAAACGUGUGCAGCCAUUACGCACAGCCUAAAGCUGUCAAGAGAUUGACUCAACAUUGCCUUCAUUCCUUAAAAUUAAAAAGCUACAAAAGUUGGUGUCAGUUUGUUUGUAUAUGUUAUUUACCUUCAGAUCUAAGUGGUGAUCUGAACCCAAAUUUGUGUAAAGACUUUUCAGGUGAAAAGACUUGAUUUUUUGAAAGGAUUGUUUACCAAACACAAUUCUAAUCUCUUCUCUUGUGUAUUUUUGUGCACUAGGCGCAGUUGUGUAGCAGUUGAGUAAUGCUGGUUAGCUGUUAAGGUGGCGUGUUGCAGUGCAGAGUGCUUGGCUGUUUCCUGUUUUCUCCCGGUUGCUCCUGUGUAAAGAUGCCUUGUCGUGCAGAAACAAAUGGCUGUCCAGUUUAUUAAAAUGCCUGACAACUGCACUUCCAGUCACCCGGGCCUUGCAUAUAAAUAACGGAGCAUACAGUGAGCACAUCUAGCUGAUGAUAAAUACACCUUUUUUUUUCUCCCCUUCCCCCCAAAAUGGUAAAUCGGAUCAUCUUCAUGUAUGAACUUAAAAUGCGGAAAAUGUUAAGGAAGCAAAUGGUUUGUAACUUUGUAAGUACUUAUGACAUGGUGUAUCUUUUUGCUCAUGGAUAUUCUGUACUAUAACCGUUGUUUUCUGUAGUUUAAUUAAAACGUUUUCUUGGUGUUAGCUUUUCUCAGAAUAUGUCUUGGUCUUUUUUUCCCGUUUAUUUGAAAGACCUGUGCAAUUAUCUUGUGAAUUGUUACUGACUGUUAUAGUAUGAAAGCGAAAUGUCUAGUACUUGACCUUUUUUUCCCUAAGUUAAAAAGUGGAAACCCCGUUUCAGCACCCACUACCCCUCAAAUCCAUGCUCUAAGGUAGCACUUUGCGGAGGUUGUGGGUUCCCCCCCUUCUGUCAUAGUCUAAUUUAUGUCGUAUUUUUAUUGACUUUUUAAAGAACAGUCCAAGUCCUUUCUCUUACAGGUGUGUUUAUUUUUGUUUUCAUGGCUUUGUAACCCACGAGUGUUGUCCAGGUGACCCACCACACAAUCUUUUUUUAAGGCUGACAGAUCUGACCAUCUUCAAAUCCAGUGCUUGUACUUACUCCCAAGAAGCUAAAAUGGUCUGAGUUCUAAUUGGCACGAUAGGUUGCAAAUCAGUGUUGACAUUGCCCCAGAACAGCCUGUAUGUAGGUAUGAUUCAGAGACUGUCCUUUUUUGCAAAGGAGAUGACCAGCAUUUCAACAGUAUGUCUUCCUGGGAGGGCAGAUUCUGCUAUAUCUUCCUUGUCUGCACCAAAAGACUCCAGAGGAAUGUGGACACAUUUCAUAUCCCACUUGUAGAGCAAAGCUUCAAGUGACCAGUCAGCACUGAAAAAGAAAUAAAUUGUUUUUUU